Ceratina calcarata is the source of this 3504-nucleotide messenger RNA. RefSeq lists its product as uncharacterized. The transcript is spliced from 3 exons. Gene Ontology annotation, molecular function: transcription coregulator activity. Gene Ontology annotation, biological process: regulation of transcription by RNA polymerase II. The record is from RefSeq and is a predicted model, not a curated record. Lineage: Eukaryota; Metazoa; Arthropoda; Insecta; Hymenoptera; Apidae. Gene Ontology annotation, cellular component: nucleus. The coding region runs from base 81 to 3278 and encodes 1065 amino acids.
GUCGCGUGUAUCGUGCGAUCUUCGAUGGCGGCGUUGUCGCUGUAUGUGGACCCCUACAGAGUUGGCUACGGGGCAGUCAAAUGUCUCGUAGAGGAACUACCUCCGGUUACAAGUCAAAACAAAUCCCGCGAAUAUUUCGUAAUCGUCGAGGUCUGUGCUCGGUUCGCGGCUGGGCGCAGGGAGACGUCGGCAUCGCUGUCGGUUCGAUAGGUUACGGUCAGACGAGUCUGUUGCCCGUUUCGCCGGAUGAGGACAAAAGGGAGGUAACCAGUAAAAAAGGAAAACAGAAAGCGGUAACGAACGACGAGGAAGAGACCGACGAGAAGGAGGAGGAGGAAAAGGAAGAGGACCGAGUUGAAGACCAACGUGAGUGGAACGAGGACGAGCGGACUGGGAGCAACCUUGUCGCGUGCGGCUGCUCGAACGUUGUCGACGGGAUCGAGGAUAAGGCCGCCGAUGUCGAGACCGUAGCCGACAUCGAGAAAUGGUUGAAAACGCGAACGGAGUCCGUGUCGAGCAUGGAUCUCGACGGAAUGAAGUCCGAGGAGGGCGUCGACCGGUACCUGGGCGAGGAGCUCCAGCAUGCUUUCCUGGGAAAGGACCCUGACGGUCUGUCGAUCGACAUCGAUAUGUCCGACAAGAAACUCAACCUCACGGGUUACGACCCGUUGCUGCAGGAGCUGCAGAACGAGAAGCUGCUCGACGAGAAGGACGGCUUCAUAUUGCCAGAAUUCCAGCUGGAUCAUUUGGAGACGCUCGCGUUGUCUCCAGACGACAUGAUGAUCGCCGGCGAGAUAUUACCGUCGACGAGCGCUCAACUGACCCUGAGCGUCCCCCACAGGGACGUCGAAGGGAUGUCCCCGGAGACCGAACCGAGCUCGUUGAUGAAAAUAGUCACUGUUCCGGACAGCCAGGAAUCACAGAAUAAGUCCACGCAGGUCGUCGUGGAUGACUUGCAUGGUAUAGAUAGCGCGGAUAAGGAAGUUCGGUUGCCGAAAGACAACAGCUCUUCGGAGAAUAAUAUGAAUCUCUAUGUGCAGGAUCUCAGUUCAGAGAACACGAUGCAAGAGCUGUCGGACGGGAAGCUGGUCGACAGCGACUCUGAGAGCAUGAUAGAACAAUUGAAAACUAGAGCCAAGGCAAAGCUGGAGCCGCGUAUCAUUAAGAAACGUAGAAGGAUGCAACGAUCGACGGAGAGAAACAUAGAUAACGAAGCUAAACCGUCUGGAGACGACGUCGAGGACGACGAGAACGGCGUGAUGGCCGUCGUCGCCAUAUCAACGGACAAAAUUUCAAACAUGACGCAAAUCGUUAUAAACACCGGGAAAGAAGAGCAGAUAUAUCAAGGGAAAACUUCCGAGCUCAUAGAAGCCACUGGAAAUAUUCCUAUAUUGCCAAAAAUAGAGACUGCGACCGUGUGGAACGGAACGAUGGAGCUCAAUACAGAAAAUCUUAGCAACCAUCACGAGAUGGUGAUAUCGAAAGCCCUAGAAGAGUUAGGGAUCACGGAUGAUAAUUUACAGCCCGUGUCCGUUAACGAGCACGGGAAAGUGUGGCAAUGCUUUCGCGAAGAUUGCAACAGACAAUUUAAUAAACUACACGCUCUGAAAGGCCAUUUACUAGCGCAUUACGGUGUUAAACCCUUUAAGUGUGACUUCGACGGUUGCGCCUGGGCAUUUUACUCCGAGUUCAAGUUGAAACGGCACAAGGAGACGCAUUUAAAACGGAAGGACUACGUCUGCGAGAUAGAAGGAUGCAAUCGUCGAUUCACGACCAUUUACAAUUUGUGGAGUCACACGAAGUUGCACAGCCGCCCGAAUAAAAUAUUGUGCCACGUACCAGACUGCCAAGCGAAGUUCCAGACGAAACGGGCAUUGGAACUGCACAUGAAGUCGCACGAUCAGAGCCACGCGCCGUACGUCUGCAAGCACGAAGGUUGCGGAAAGAGAUAUUACAGUAGUAACGCGUUGACGUCGCAUCAGAGGUGUCACAGUUACAAGGACGUGGACGUGAAAUGUUCGUGGCCAGGCUGCGGCAAGGUGUUCGACAAGCCCUGCAGACUGAAAGCGCACAUACGCUCGCACACCGGUUGCAAACCAUACCUCUGCACGUUCCCGGACUGUCAUUGGGCAUUCUCGUCCUCCAGCAAGUUGAAGAGGCACCAGAAGAAACACACGAACGAACGGAAGUUCGUCUGCGACGUUCCCUCCUGCGGGAAGGCGUUCAUGAGAUCGGAACAUCUCAAGGAGCACAGAUUGACGCAUAAAGACGGACGUUACUUUCGGUGUUUCAUAUGCCACGCGCAGUUCUCUGCAAAAAGCAGCUUGUACGUUCACAUCAAGAAGCAUCAAGUGAAAGAGGGAGAGACGGACCCGCACGAUUCGUUCGGCGGCCAGACGAAAAAGAACAAACCGAGGGAACCGCAGUGCUCCAGAGCGAAUCCCGUUUUGAAGUCUAAACGAAAGUCAAUAGAUCUGAACGUAAACGCUUAUCUGAACAUGUCGUCGUUGUCAGAUAAAACGGAAGACGAGACGGUCAUUAGUAAUAGCGAGAAUCAAACCGAAGACGACGACGCAGUGCCUCGACGGGAUCGAUCCAAAACUCUGUAUUAUUGUCCGGUCGAAACUUGUACGCGUUCGUACACUACGAAGGCGAGACUAAGGGCGCACAUGUCCAAGGUACACGGUACACCCGUCGAGGAAUCCGAUAAGACGCCUGAAACGAUCGCCGAUGACACGGUCUGCGAUAUGGACUACAUCCUGUACACCGUUCCGGCGCCAGAGCAAACGGAGCAGAUGAUCAUGGUCGCGCCCUGCGACGCUGUGAUUGUCGAUGCCGCGGAGACGAACAGCCCUCUUCGCGAGCAGGAAUCGCCGCAUUUCGACGACUCGCUGAAACAACCGGAAGCUCGUUCGGCCGGCACGGCUCCAGAUCAGAAGCGAUCGAUCGAUCAACACGCGAAGAAGGAUCAGGGCUCGGCGCGUACCGAUUUCACCAUCUCCGACGUGAGGAGAUUGAAAGCGAACGGUGCUGUUUCGAACUCGGGCGUCGGCGCGUCCGACGUCGUGUUAGGUGCGAACGAUAUGGAAGAGGGUUUAUUUCUCACCGAGGAAUUGCCUUCGAUGUAUUAUCAAGACGACGCGGCGGGUACGGAGUAUCAGGAUGAGGAUGAUGAUGAGGAGGAAGUUUUAAUAUGGUCUGUGAUCCGAAGGCUUGUUCUCAGCCGUACGUUCACUUAUACUGCAGUCCAUAAUUGCUUCAAAUCGUUAUUUUAUUAAUAAAUUGUUGCUAUUUUUCCAGAAAGUUUAUACAUUGUUCCAUUGUACAUAGCAUUCCUGAAACCUCGUGUGUACAUACAGCUGUUAAUGCACAAUAUCUCUUCGCUACACUCUGACAAACGAGUUCACAUUUUGUAACGUACACUGCACCGUUUCGUACAUUGGAAUUUUUAUUGUCACGUAAUUCAGUAGUUUUGAGAUUCAAUAAAACGAAGUACAUAUGAAA